UCUCUCACGUGACACUUAAGCUCCUCCCCCUCUGUUAAAGUUUCGUUUUCCUUUCCUCCCAGUCACUCCAUAAUAAACUCGGUUCUCCAGAACUGACUCGCUUCGACAUGACGGAGGCGGCGAUCGUUAAGAAGAUCUGCGCUCAUAACGGAUCUAUGGAUUACGAUGAUUUAACGUCGUUAUUCGGUCUGUACGACGAAGCCCUGGCCUCGGUCGUCGCUCGCAGUGAGUCGGUUGCGGUGGCGUUCGUGAACGGACAGAAGAAAGUGAUCGUCCGGAGCAGAGUCCGUCUGUGUCGAGUCCAGAACUGUCCGGGAUGCGCGAAUCUGCAUCUGUGCAAGUGGUUUCUGUUCGGUUCCUGCCGCUUCAACAGAGGACGAAGAGGAUGUCGCUUCAGUCAUGAUCUGCUCUCGGGUCAGAAUGCAUUAGUUCUGGCCGCUCACGGUCUGGACACACUGGACGUAAAGGAGCUGUGCAUUCUGCUAAUGCAGAGCGAUAACUCUCUUCUGCCGGCGGUGUGUCAUUCGUAUAACAACGGCACGGGAGAAUACGGCCGCUGUCAGGAAGACUGCAAGAGGCUCCACAUCUGCGAGAAAUACCUGCGAGGCUCCUGCGACUGCAUUCGGUCUCAUGACUUCUACGAGCCGCAUCCGCUGAAGACGCUGCAGGACAGAGGAGUCCCCGCCGAGCUCAUGGCCAUCAUGAAGGACCUGUACACCAACAUCGAAGUCCUGAGGCAUCUUUCCAAGGCAGCUUCUGCUCCGAACGCUGCGGGACCGAACCCCAGAAGAGGCCCGAAUGCACAGAACUGGAGACCGUCGAGCGGUUUUAACGCAGGAAGAGGACAAGAGGCUCAGAGACCAACACAAAAUAACUCCGAGAAAACGGAGAUCUGCAUGUACUUCAUCAAAGGACACUGCAUACACGGCGUCGCAUGUAGGAGGGAGCACUCCGUUCUGCCCUAUAAAUGGGAAAUUAAAGAAGGAUUGGAAUGGAAGGCUCUUCCUGACAACGAAGCCAUCGAGAAAGAUUACUGCGAUGCUACAAGAACAUACAGCUCUGGAAUGAAGCCGGUUUAUUUCGAUACGAUGACCCAAGGCUCUCAGAGCGUGCGGCGUCUGUCCACGGUUUCCUCAGUGCUCCAGCCCUCCUUCAUCCUGACCACCGAGUGGAUCUGGUACUGGGAGGACGAGUAUGGGAACUGGAUCCAGUACGCUACUGCGGAGGGGGGUCAUAGAUUAUCAUCCAUCUCCAGCGCUGAACUCGAGCAGAAGUAUCAGGCCGAUAACAACGCUGUGUUGGAGUUCACUGCGGGAUCGCAGACAUACGAGCUCAGCUUCGCAGAUAUGAUCCAGACAAACAAACGCUACACAACCAAAAAAGUUGUCAGACGUCGUCCCAAAUUUGUGUCAGCGGCUGAUGUUCGCACAAUCAAGACAACUAAAAGGACGCCCAAUAAUUUCAAGACUCUGCCGGAGCACUGGGAUAAAGCUCUGACUCCUGAAACCGGAUACAAGAGUGUGCCGCUGCAGAGCACGUCCACCGAAUACAUAAAAAUCAAAGAACUGUUCAGUCGCACAAUGGUCGGCUUCAGUAUCCUGAAGAUUGAGAGGAUCCAGAACAAAGCAUUAUGGGAAGUUUAUCAGUGGCAGAAAGACUUUAUGAAAAAGAACAACGGAGGCCGAGACGUGACCGAGAAGCAGCUCUUCCACGGCACAGACAGCACACAUUUAGAUGCCAUCUGCCACACCAACUUCGACUGGAGGAUCUGUGGGACUCACGGCACGGCCUACGGGAAAGGUAGCUACUUUGCCAGGGAUGCCAAAUACUCUCACAGCUACACCAGAGACUCGGGCGCUCGCUCCAUGUUCGUGUGUCGCGUCCUGGUUGGCAGCUACACCAAAGGUGAAUCCAGCUACCUCCGUCCUCCAUCCAAAGACGGAGGAGACACCGUCUUCUACGACAGCUGUGUGAACGACGUCCUCGAUCCGUCCAUAUUUGUAGUGUUUGAGAAGCACCAGAUCUACCCCGAGUAUCUGAUUGAGUAUAGCGACUCCAGCGGGUUUGAUUCUCCAGCGAGGAGACAUGUAGCAGCUCCUGUCACAGUCGCCUCCUACAAUAAUCCCUCCACAACCUCGUCUUCAUUCUCCUCUCCCUCGUAUACCUCAUCCUCAAACACCUCCUACUAUAAACCCUCCUCCACUGCAUCAUCCUCAUACUCUGCCUCGUAUAUUUCAUCCUUGAACGCCUCUUCCUCAAGUGCUUCCUCUUCCUCACAAUCCCCUUCCUCGUAUUCCUCAACUACUCCAAAGUCUCCAAAGUCAGAGUGCAGCAUUUCCUGACCAUAUGAUCAGGCGAUCGCAUUGUGAGCUUUAGAGGAAGCCAGUAGAAACUAAAUACUGAUAAUCAAAAGUUAAACAAACAUUACACACUAAUCGAAAACGACAUGCGAAAAGUGCAACAGAUCUGCUCUUCUGUAUUGUGACAUGCAUUUAAAUGUAACAAAAUGUUGGUUCUGUGCAUCAGUUGCUGAUUGGAUGUUGAGAUGUGGGCGUGGCUUUAAAAGUGUAUGCAGAUGAGCGUUAACUUGUAGGGGCGGGGCUUAAGAAGAGAAAAUGACUGGAAGAUUCUAUUAUUUAGUCAAAAUGUAACAUGAAAUUUCAUGCCAGCUUUGAUGGGGGUGUGUGAUUUGUCUUGAUCUUAACUUGGAUCUUUGUAAUAAUCUCAAUAUUUGAGUUACUUGUCACAAUAAAGCUUGCCUGUAUUUAAGGAAAUUAA
Carassius auratus (goldfish) is the source of this 2778-nucleotide messenger RNA. Its product is annotated as poly [ADP-ribose] polymerase 12-like. Bases 108 to 2342 code for a protein of 744 amino acids. Lineage: Eukaryota; Metazoa; Chordata; Actinopteri; Cypriniformes; Cyprinidae. The record is from RefSeq and is a predicted model, not a curated record. Gene Ontology annotation, molecular function: NAD+ poly-ADP-ribosyltransferase activity; metal ion binding. The transcript is spliced from 12 exons. Gene Ontology annotation, cellular component: nucleus.